Messenger RNA from Cyanistes caeruleus (blue tit), 1698 nucleotides. Its product is annotated as carnosine N-methyltransferase 2-like. Lineage: Eukaryota; Metazoa; Chordata; Aves; Passeriformes; Paridae. Gene Ontology annotation, molecular function: N-methyltransferase activity. The record is from RefSeq and is a predicted model, not a curated record.
AGCCCCGCCGGUGUUGGAGCAGCUCCCCGAGGGCUUGCAGCUCCUGGCUGCUCCUGGCCAGCUCCGGAGGGCUCCGGGGAGGAAUAGUUUUCCCAGCAUGAACUUUGAAGCAGAGAUUCUGACAACUCCACACGAUAAUUCAGAGCUCUACAUGAUCCCUUCCAUGAGAAGCCUCACAGCUGAGGAGUAUGUGGAGGCCUUCAAGUCAUUCUUGGAUCACUCAACAGAGCACCAGUGCAUGGAUGAGUUCAACAAGGAACAAAUGCCCAACAUCGUGGCUGGCCUUGGCACUGGAAAAUCGACCAUCAAUGUUCUGGGAGUUGGGAGUGGCACAGGUGAGCAGGAUUUGAAAAUGAUCAGGAUACUGCAGGCUGUGCACCCAGGGGUCUCUAUUGACAAUGAGAUUGUGGAGCCCAACCCACAGCACGUGGCAGCUUACAAAGAGCUGGUGAAUCAAGCUCCAGACCUGCAGAAUGUUUCUUUUAUUUGGCACCAGCUCACUUCCUUGGAGUAUGAACAGCAGGUGAAGGAGAAAGGCACACAUAAGAAAUUUGACUUCAUCCAUAUGAUCCAGAUGCUGUAUCGUGUAGAGGAUAUUCCCAAUACUAUCAAGUUUUUCCACAGCUGCCUCGACCAUCACGGUAAACUCCUGAUCAUAAUUUUAUCAGACAGCAGCGGAUGGGCCAGCCUGUGGAAGCGGCACCGGGACUGCCUGCCCGCCACCGACAGCGGCCACUACAUCACCUGCGGCGGCAUCACCGAGCUGCUGCGGCGCCUGGGCGUGCAGCACCGCGUCUACGAGCUGCCGUCGGGCUGGGACAUCACCGAGUGCUUCAGCGAGGGGGACGCGGUCGGUGGCCGCAUGCUGGAUUUCCUGACGGGCACAAAAAACUUCCAGGGCACGGCCCCGCCGGCGCUGCGGCGGCGGCUGCGGGAGGCGCUGCGCCAGCCCGAGUGCAGCAGCACCAGGGACGGCAGGGUCAUCUUCAGCAACAACCUCAGCAUGAUCGUCGUGGACUCCUAGAGCCCGGAGCCUGCCCGGAAUUGGGGUUUUUUUAAUGCGUCCUGUCUGUGCUUUCACCGGGACUUCCACUUUUCUGUGCAGCCAGCGUGUUUUACACACCUACAGAGCGGUCUGCACCACCUCUGCAGCUGGGAGGAUGUUAUAAAUAUGAAAUAGAAAAGUUAUAUGCUAUAAGAUUGGCUUUCCACAAAAUAAUUAAUGUUAUAUAUAUAUAUAUAUAUAUAUAUAGUUAAAGUGGUUUUGCUGUAGUUUUUAUUUUAACUAAAUUCAGGCAUAGUAGUGGAACAGCUAAUGGCUAUGAUUAGUUAUGAUGAGUUAUACAAAUUAUACUUGAACUGUCUGCCUGUCUGAGAUAACAGCCAGUGAACAUAUGAUGAGGACCCCACUGAUGACAGGCCAGUUAUCAACACCCAGCAUCUGUGGGGAGAAUGGACCAAGGCCCAAACUGAAGGCAAUAGUGAAGAUAGACAUGUGCUCUAAAAAGGGGAGUGGCCACGCAAAACAGUUCUUGGAAGAGUUUAAAAAUGCAUAAUUGUUUAUGAAUAUGCAGCAGGCUGAUGCAAUUGAAAUGGUAUAUAAAGGAAGUGUCCAAAACAGCAGGUGUGCUCUUGGCAGAAUGCCAAGCACCCGGCCAUUUUAUUGUCUUUGUCUCCUAUUGUCUUUUUUAUUAAACC